This is a messenger RNA of Populus nigra (black poplar), 1654 nucleotides long. Its product is annotated as CBL-interacting serine/threonine-protein kinase 4. The transcript has a single exon. The record is from RefSeq and is a predicted model, not a curated record. The coding region runs from base 54 to 1352 and encodes 432 amino acids. Gene Ontology annotation, molecular function: protein kinase activity; ATP binding. Gene Ontology annotation, biological process: signal transduction; protein phosphorylation. Lineage: Eukaryota; Viridiplantae; Streptophyta; Magnoliopsida; Malpighiales; Salicaceae.
CUCUUGUGUUGCUUGCUAAUUUCCUCCCCACUACCCCCUACCCUCCACGAGCCAUGGAGCCCCCGCCACCAUCAACACUGCAAACGACCACCUCGAUACCGACCACGCUUCUCAACAAAUACGAAUUAGGCCGAAUACUAGGCCGUGGUAGCUUUGCAAAAGUCUAUGCAGCCCGCUCUUUAUCCGACAAGACACAGCUGGCCGCGAUCAAGAUCAUAGACAAAACAAAAACCGAUGCUGCCAUGGAACCUCGUAUCAUCUCCGAGAUUUCAGCCAUGCACCGCCUGCAACACCACCCAACCAUUCUCAAAAUUCACGAAGUUAUGGCAACAAAAACCAAAAUCUACCUCGUCAUGGAACUUGCCUCAGGAGGUGAUCUGUACUCUAAGAUCCGCAAGAUUGGGAAACUCAAAGAAUCAGCCGCACGUCGUUACUUUCAACAACUUGUGUCUGCCCUCCACUUCUGCCACCAAAAUGGUGUCUCUCACCGCGAUAUUAAGCCUCAUAAUUUACUCCUUGACGGUAAAGGUAAUUUAAAAAUAUCUGAUUUUGGACUCUCAGCUUUGAAGAAUGGUGGUGGUGACGGUGUGUUUUUGCUUCAGACUGCUUGUGGGACUCCAGCUUUCACGGCACCGGAAGUUAUGUCGCGGCAGGGUUACGACGGAGCUAAAGCGGAUGCUUGGUCUUGUGGAGUCAUUUUGUUCUUUUUAUUGUCGGCUUGUUUGCCAUUUGAUGACAGUAAUCUUGCAUUCUUGUAUAAGAGAGCUCAUAAAGGAGAAUAUCAAGUGCCCUCUUGUAUAUCAAAGCCGGUUAAAUCGAUUAUAAACCAGCUUCUAGACCCAAAUCCUAAUACAAGAAUGAGCAUGGAAGCUUUAAUGAAGCAUUCUUGGUUUUUGAAGAAGUUUGAAUUGCCAACUCAAAGUAGUGUGUUCGAGAUGGAUUAUAAAAAAUAUUGUAAAUUUGAUCAAAAGAGUGCGGUUGCUAGCAUUACCGCGUUUGAUAUAAUAUCUCUAUUUUCAGGGUUGGAUUUGUCACGGUUAUUUGAGGUUAAGAAUCGGAAAGAAAGAAGAUUUACAUCAAGCGAAACGGUGGAAAGAGUUACUGAGAGAGUGAGAGAGGUUGGAGGGAGAUUGGGGUAUAGGGUAGUGGAAGGAAAGGGUGGGAGUGCUAUUGGGUUGGGGAAAGGGAAGGUGGGAGUGUUGUUUGAGGUGUUCGAAAUAGCGGAGAAGCUGUUGGUGGUGGAAGUUAAGGUGGUGGAGGGUGGUGAGGUGGAAUUUGAGGAGGUUCAUUGGGGAGAACUGAAAGAUGAGCUCGAGGACGUUGUGCUUCAAUGGCAUAAUGAUGUCAUGUGAAGAGAGGUUCAUGUUGUCCUUCAAUGGAUCAGUUUGAGGAGGUUCGAGGAUGUUAGUAACAAAGUUAGCCUAAUUACUUGUUCUCGGAUGGAUGCGUAUAUGGUUACUGUUCUAAUCGGGGAUGGAUAACCUGAGUUGAUCUUUGUUCAUGAAAGAAUGUGUUCAGUUGUAGUAUAUUUUUCACUAUUUACUUGUGUUAGCUUGGUUUGUGAUCUUAACCUCUUGGUUUAAGCUAGUUAACUUGUAAAGGUGAUAAUCUCACUCAAGUUGGAAUAAUUAAAUUCUCUUUGUUUGCCUUGUUA